Messenger RNA from Sesamum indicum (sesame), 2483 nucleotides. Lineage: Eukaryota; Viridiplantae; Streptophyta; Magnoliopsida; Lamiales; Pedaliaceae. The record is from RefSeq and is a predicted model, not a curated record.
UUCCUUAGCGCGUUAAUAUUGGUUUUAAAUUAGAUGAAAAUUAGUUGUAUCUUACGCUAUCCCGUUCUGCUGCUUCAGCCCAACAAUAAAGAUUAAAGAGAAGACAUGGAGAUUGGUGCAGUUAAUUCCGGUUGCUUGACGAAGAAGCCCCCAAAUGACUUAAAAAACCAUUCUCUCAAGAAAAGAAAAUCUUCGGAUCCGUUCAACUAUACCAAAACACUUUCUCUCUCUCCUUUCUUUUCUUGUUUGUUCCAACAAGUUAUAUACCAUCUUCCUUCUUGACCGUACAGAAAAGAGGGAAUCCAAUUUACAGCAAAAGUUGUAAUAAUGCCGUUGGAGCUGGACGUUGAGUUAGGGAGGAAAAAUGUAUGAGCAAUAAAUGCUGCUGAAACCUGCUGCAGCUUCAGCUUCCUUGUAAUCAGAAUUAAUGAUGAAGCUGCUGCUCCUGCUUUCUUCUUCUUCUUUCUAUUUGUUCUUCUUCUACCUAUUACUAGCGCCAACCAUCACUUACACCAUCGCAGACCUCAAAUCAGACACACAAGCCCUUCUUGAUUUUGCUUCUGCAGUAGCUCAUGCUCCAAAACUUAACUGGAAGAAUACUUCUUCAGUUUGCAGCUCUUGGGUUGGUGUCUCCUGCACUUCCGAUGCUACUCGUGUUAUGGCACUUCGUCUUCCUGCCUUUGGUCUCAUUGGUCCUAUUCCACAAAACACCUUAGGCAGAUUGGACGCUCUCAUCACCCUCAGCCUUCGAUCCAAUUACCUCAAUGCCACUCUUCCCUCCGACCUUCUCUCUCUUGCUUCCCUCCGCUAUAUCAACCUCCAACACAACCACUUCUCCGGUCAUAUUCCCUCUUUUCUUUCUACUCACCUUAAUGUCAUUGAUUUUUCAUUCAACUCCUUAACAGGUAACAUCCCCCUUACAAUUCAAAAUCUUACAUAUCUUACCACUUUAUACCUCCAAAACAACUCUCUCUCCGGUCCCAUUCCUGAUCUCAACCUUCCAAAGCUUAACCAAUUGAAUUUUAGCAAUAACAAUCUCAACGGUUCCGUUCCAUCUCAUCUCCGCACAUUUCCUGCUUCGUCAUUCACUGGAAACUCUAUGUUGUGUGGGACGCCCCUGGAUAACUGCCCUUCACCUUCACCUUCACCUUUUCCUUCUCCUGGGCGCAGCCCAUUUUCUCCAAUAAUCCCUCAAAGCCACAAGGCCAAGAAAAGUUUAAGCACAGGAGCUAUAGUUGCAAUUGGAGUAGGGAGCGCCACGGUGCUAGUUGCUCUAGCUUCGGUGAUGUUGGUAUGCUGUGUGAAGCGGAAUAGAAGUGCUACAGAUGGAGGGCUAAAAGGAAAAUCAGCAUUUCAAGGGCCAGGGAGACGUGAGACGGCUAAGGAAGACUUUGGGAGUGGAGUCCAAGAGGCCGAAAAGAACAAAUUGGUGUUCUUUGAAGGUAGUUCCUAUAAUUUCAAUCUUGAGGAUUUAUUGAGAGCUUCAGCUGAGGUGCUAGGAAAAGGAAGCUAUGGUACAACCUAUACAGCUGUCUUAGAAGAAGGCACGACGGUGGUGGUGAAGCGUCUCAGGGAGGUGGUUGCUGGGAAAAGAGAAUUUGAACAACAGAUGAAGGCAAUUGGGAGGAUGAGUCAUCACCCCAAUGUUGUUCCCCUUCGAGCUUAUUACUAUUCCAAGGAUGAGAAACUCCUCAUUUAUGACCAUGUACCUGGCGGCAGCUUGUCCGCCCAACUCCAUGGGAACAGGGACUCUGGAAGAAUUCUUGACUGGGACUCAAGGGUAAAAAUUUCCCUGGGAGCGGCCAAGGGAGUGGCGCAUAUCCAUUCUACUGCUGGUGGUAAACAGACUCAUGGAAACAUCAAGUCUUCCAAUGUCCUCCUCACCCAAGAUUUCAAUGGAUGCAUUACAGAUUUCGGUCUUACUCCUCUAAUGGGAAUAAUCCCUACAAUUCCAUCAAGAAGUGCUGGUUAUCGAGCACCCGAGGUCACUGAAACUAGGAAAUCUACUCAAAAGUCAGAUGUUUACAGUUUUGGUGUUCUUCUCCUGGAAUUGCUCACAGGUAAGGCACCAACUAAGUUAGUGGGCCAAGAUGAGGUAGUAGAUCUACCAAGAUGGGUCCAGUCCGUUGUUAGGGAGGAAUGGACUGCUGAGGUUUUCGAUGCUGAUCUGGUCAAGUAUCAAAACAUUGAAGAAGAAAUGGUGCAAAUGCUUCAGAUUGCAAUGAACUGUGUGGCACAGGUGCCAGACGCCAGACCUGCAAUGGACGAAGUUGUUAAGAUGAUUGGGAAAAUCCGGCCAUCAGAUUCCGAGAAUCAAUCAUCAUCAGAGAAGUCCAUGAGCCUUAGUCCAUCGUUGUAAAGAUUGUUUCUUAUCGCACCUAAGCUACAGAUAUUUCCAUUCUCUAUGAAAAACCAGUGCACGGACAUUUCAGGUGUUAUAAUAAUUUUUCCAACAGUAAGAAGUAUCUGAUUGUUCACUUUCA